Molecule: messenger RNA, 2340 nt
Organism: Cajanus cajan (pigeon pea)
Lineage: Eukaryota; Viridiplantae; Streptophyta; Magnoliopsida; Fabales; Fabaceae
Product: immunoglobulin
Source: RefSeq, a predicted model, not a curated record
AUUUAUUAAACAUGGAAUAUUGUAGCUCAUAGUCGAGAGUCGAUUUCUCUGCGACUCAGAUCAGAUCCCGUGUGAGAAGCACACCCUACAUGCAGCUGUGAUCAUUGCUGGUGAGACCCUUCUUCCAAUUCCUCCGAUUUCCCCUUCCAAUUCCUCCGAUUUCCCCUUCCAAUUCCUCCAUUCCCUCACCCAAAUAAGCAAAACCACAAUGCUACCGAGUAGAUUCUCGUUUUUCGGAGGUGGGGAUUCGCACGUGUCCAAUUCAGCGCCAAAGGGUGAAGAACUGUCUCCCCCCACUCUGAAGCUCGAAACGGAUAAACUGGUUUACAGGCCCGGUGAUCCUGUUGUCGUCACCAUCCAGAUCUCUAAUCCCUCAAGUGGGUACUCGUUUUUGAUGGAAAGACUCAGUUUUGAGAUCAAGGGCAUUGAGAAAUUGGACACUCAGUGGUUUGCCACACAGAAGCCUUUGCCUGGCUCGAAACAAAGGAGAGGUGAGCAUGCUUUUCUGGAGUGCUCUACACCAGUCCUAGUCGCAAACCAGAUCGUUAAUGCUGGCGCCAGCAAAUCAUAUGUGGUUCGAAUGCUACUGCCUAGCAUCAUCCCACCAUCGUACAAGGGUUCAAACAUUCGCUAUUUGUACUAUGUUAAAAGCGCAUUUACUGGAGGGUGGAUAAUAUUUGAAAAUGGGCAAUCUCGUGCAGAGUCCAAAAAUGAUGUUACUGAUGUGGAAGUUCGUAUUCCAUUACAGAUAUGGAUAAACCAGAAAAGUAUUACAAUGGAUGAUGAUAUUGUUCCAUUAACUGCUGUACAACUGGAUAUAUUUUGGAAAGAGAUGGAUGGAGAUGCUGAUUGGGUUAGAGCUAAUGAUAUGUAUGAUGGAGUUGAGGAGGGCUAUGACAGCUCAAGAGAUGAUAUAUCAUCUGUUUCUUCUUAUAACCCCAUGAGAGAGAAUCUACACAGAGGCUUCGGAAGUUCACUAUCAUUGCGAUCUUCUUCUGCAAGAUCAUUGACCAGGGAUGCCUCUACUUUAGAAGGUUUCCGAACAAGUUUAUCUUCAAAUAUGGCUCUUCCUCGGCUGUCUGUUGCUGAAGUAUUAUCUGAUUCAGGUGCUGAUGUCUUGUCAAGCCAGAAGUCAUUUGCUGUUGUCUCCCAAAAUGAGAACCAGAAGCUGCGAAAGAUAUUUUCUGCAGAAGAUGAUGUGGGAGUAUCCUCUUCACCUGAAGCAGGGGCUGCAGAAUCAUUAUCAUCAGAAGGCUUUAUUAGAGGAAGGUCUUAUAAUAUCCGACUUGAUGAUCAAGUUUUGCUUAAAUUUUCUCCUAAAAAUUCUGACUCAACAUAUUACUUCAGUGAUGUGAUAGGGGGUACUCUCACUUUCUUUCAUGAAGAAGGAGCUAGGAGAUGCCUUGAGAUUUCAAUAACAUUGGAAACUUCCGAAACUAUAAAUCGGCGAUUUGUUCACCCUUCUAGAAGGAAUUCUCCGACAAUCACUAAGGUUCAGAGUGAUCAUCAUGAGGUUGUAGCAGAUUUGGUGCAGACUAGCUUUCUUUUUUCGGUUCCCAUGGAUGGUCCAAUGUCCUUCUCCACUCAACAUGUAUCUGUGCAGUGGGUUCUCCGCUUUGAAUUUUUCACAACUCCAAAGCAUGUAGAUUGGAAAAAGUAUGACCAUCCUCUUCUGAUUGAGGGAAGGGAAAAAACGGAAUGGGUUCUUCCAAUUACUGUUCAUGCUCCACCACCAAGAGCUCCUCCUUCAGGCACAAGAAAUGAGAAACUUUUCUCUUUAGAUCCUAUGUGGGUACACAGUUGAAGUUAAAUUAUGCUGAAGCUGAAAUGUGUACAACUUAUUGUAGCCUUUUCAAUAUGCUGUACAAAAUAUUCAUAAAACAGCAGCCAGCGAAAUGUGAGGAUGAUCAUUUGUAGCAUACCAGAAUUCGGCCAAUUUGUCGUGAUCGGUUAACUAAAAUUUGGCAGAGGUCUUUGAGUACAGUAUUUCUUCUCAUUAAAUGUUUUCUUAUUUGCUGGGUGAUUUAUGUCCCACAGUUUGUCCAGUUAAUUGAUUUUGUUUUUAUUUUUUAUAAGGGUUUUUUAGUAGAUUAUAUGGAUCUUUGUUUCGGUCACUAAAUCAUUAAUUAGAGAUAAGAGGUGUAUAAGUUGGUGCCUUAGAUUUGAUGGUUUCAAUCUCUUGGACAUCUUGGAUCAACUAUGUUAACUUUGCUUUGUAUACUUAUUUCAUUUCUUUUACAUCUUUUGCCUUUUGUUAUGUUAAUGUAAUCAAUACUACCCAAAUGUGGAUUAUGUGUAGAUGUUAUUGUAAUCAAUACUACUCAGUAAUCCUUCUUUACA